Messenger RNA from Sclerotinia sclerotiorum 1980 UF-70, 111 nucleotides. RefSeq lists its product with no specific name. The record is from RefSeq and is a predicted model, not a curated record. NCBI's taxonomy places the organism in Eukaryota, Fungi, Ascomycota, Leotiomycetes, Helotiales, Sclerotiniaceae. Bases 1 to 111 code for a protein of 36 amino acids. The transcript has a single exon.
AUGUAUGAAUUGAAGUACGGUAAAAGAGAGGAAGAGUGGAAGGAAGAUGGAAAGAGUGAGGCCAAGCUAUUUAUGUUGGGUUUCUUGAGACCAGAAAGAGCAUCAGAUUGA